This is a messenger RNA of Anopheles stephensi (Asian malaria mosquito), 3670 nucleotides long. RefSeq lists its product as uncharacterized. Lineage: Eukaryota; Metazoa; Arthropoda; Insecta; Diptera; Culicidae. The record is from RefSeq and is a predicted model, not a curated record. Gene Ontology annotation, biological process: regulation of transcription by RNA polymerase II; central nervous system development. Gene Ontology annotation, molecular function: RNA polymerase II cis-regulatory region sequence-specific DNA binding; DNA-binding transcription factor activity, RNA polymerase II-specific. The transcript has 6 exons. The coding region runs from base 181 to 2574 and encodes 797 amino acids. Gene Ontology annotation, cellular component: nucleus.
CAAAUGGAGUGGAAAUAAAAAUAAAAAAAAUCGGUCUCCCCCGAAAGACGACAUAGAGCAAAAACAGUGAAAAUAAAAGUCCGGAAAGUGGUUGGAAAAAGUUAUCCGCGAGCAACUCGGUCGCGCCCGGUAUUCGGUGAAUUGCUAGCGUAGUGUGUAGAAAGUGUAGUGCAGGCCGCCAUGAUGAGUUUCGCACUCAGCAGCCAAUUCUAUAUCGAUGCACUAGAACGUGCGAUACACGAGCAAGUUCCGCAGCACUUUCAAACGCUGGCGGAAGAAAACCAGCUCAAUCCGUUCGAUCUCGUACCGCUGGACAUGAUGACGACGAUGGUGGAACCGUCCGCGGACGGAAUCGGGUCCGACGGCGGUGAGGCAAAGUUUCAGCAGUCAGCAGAAAACCAGCAGCAACAGCAGCAACAGCAGCAGCAGCUGCUGCUGCUACAGCAAUCGGACGAGCAGCACAGUAGUAGUGGCAGCGAAGGCAACCCAUUCUGCGACAUCAAUGAUAAUAGUAUUCUGGUUGAGUUUGAAAAGAUAGACGAUGAGCUGGAUGAGGACGGAGGAUGUAAUAAAGAAAACAAUACUCUAUACGAAGACGGAGAGCCAUCGCAUGCCACUAUCACGAUCGAGGGUCCGGACAAUCAAAUACUGGCCCGGUAUCGGUGCAACUAUGGCAGCUGCAAUCGGAGCUACAGCACGGUGGGCAACCUGAGGACGCACAUGAAAACACACCGAGGUGAAUACAAGUUUAAAUGUACCGAGGAGGGCUGCACCAAAGCGUUCCUGACGUCCUACAGCCAGAAGAUCCACAUACGCGUCCACACGAAGGUGAAACCGUACAUCUGCAGCGAGAGCAGCUGCCGCAAGGCGUUCAACACCCGCUAUCGGCUGCGGGCGCACGAACGCCUGCACAACGGCGAAACGUUCAACUGUGCCGUCUGCCAGAAGGUGUUCACCACGCUGAGCGAUCUGAAGAAACACUCGCGCGUUCACACUCAGGAGCGACCGUACAAGUGCAAGGAGGACAAAUGUGGCAAAGCAUUCACCGCGUCGCAUCAUCUGAAAACGCACAUCCGGACACAUUCGGGCGAGCGGCCGUUUGCGUGCAAGAUCAGCGAUUGUAACAAAUCCUUCAGCACACCGCACAGCCUGAAGACACAUUCGAAAACGCACGAGAAGCCGAAGAAAAAGUUCUCCAAAGCAUCCAAGAUGAAGAAGGCUCGUGCUCAGGUGCAGGAUGAUCAGGAAGCAGAAAUGUCCUCGUACGAUAUAGUGCUGGUAGAGGAUGAAAAUGAACACGACGGGUCGGCGGCUAGGCGUAUCGAGAGUGUUGCGGAACAGGCCGAAGCACUCGGGGUCGAUCCUGCGCACGGCAUUGUGGCUCCGGCGGAUGAGUUUAACUUCGUGCAGGUGAACGAUUUCCACGAAUCGAAAGCGCUAGAGCUAGCGCUGGCCGCGGAGGAAGAGCUUAACCCACAGUGGAUCGACAUUUCGAUGCUGCAAUCCAAACCGCUGGCCGCACUCGAUCCCGUAACGUCCGCCUGCGUAGCACUACCGACCAGCGUCCCUUCGUACGUGGAUCUUUCGUUCAACGUGAACGUAGCGGACUAUCUGCCGUCCACGGAAACGAACGGCGGGAGCGUACCGUCUGCCGGUGGAUCGGCCGUGCCCACCGACCCAGGUUCACAGGUGUUUACGAUCGAGAAUUAUUUCGAUGCAAAUUUGCUGGAAAGUGCUAACGCCACGGUGCAGAUUGAUCGCGCGAUACAGAACAGCGAACAGCGGGCUGGUGGUGUGAAGCAGGAAGAGCAGGAAGAGACGGAAAAGUUGAUCAAUGAGCUGUUUGCUGAGGAGUUCCUGCCAAAGUUAAGCGACGCCGCGAACGGUGAACCGCUGACAGCUGCCGGUCCAUUUGUGCCGGUUAAUCGAAUGGACAGUGGUGAUAGCGAUCCGAGCAAUACUAUGUUGAUGGCCGGACCUGCUGCUAUCCCGACGGCAGAUGGUUCGACGAAAACGCUGAAGGACAUUACGGCCGAUGCAGAUAUUUGUCGCUGUGUCAACUGCCAGUGUGACCCGUUGCAGGGUUGCAUCGGCGGAUGCGGUCCGGAGAAUCCUUGCCGUGGUACAGUUGCCGCUGGUGCGGGAUUCAAUGUGCCGCCUGCUUUGAUACCAAGCAUCGCUCAGCCGCAUAUGCCACAGCUAGCAUCGCUUGAAACGCAAUCUAGUGUGCCUGGUGAGAUGAACAUGCUGGCAAUGCAGCAGCAAUCCGUGCCCACCAAACCAACCAACGCGCCCUCGGUAUCUUCCUGCUGCAAAGCCACACCACCGUUGGCCUUAAGCGAGCACGACGCAAUCGGUACAAUCGGACCGAAGCUAACCGACCAGCUGGAACCACUGACAAACAUGCUGAAAAGCUUGCAGAACUGCUCCUGCGCUGGACCGCGGGACGGUCACUCGAAGGGUUGCUGCGUAGUGAUCUGCCUGAAAACGCUGGAAACGCUCAAAAAGGUGCUGAGCACACACUCCAGCCUGAUCCAUUGCCACAGUAGCAGCAGUAGUGCCAUAAUCAACUGAGUGCAAUAGGCUUCAGCUUAAACAAGAAACGCAGUACAAACACAUCUAAUCGCGCUAUAUAGUUGUGUUAGUGAUAACAAGCAAACAAGGAGAAAGGAGAGAUUACAGUCCUGAGAGGACGCUAGCUGAAACGGUUCUAUUUAGUUGGGUAAGGUUGGUGUCGUGUUAUUGUUUCCGCGCGUGUGUGUGUGUGUGUCGUUAUCGUAUGCUUAGUUAAACUUCGAACCGAAGACAAAGGAGCAUUACUUUAGGAGAGGAAAAUGCUCACGGCCCACUGAGAAGCGCCGGCCUUUUGCUGCUAUUGCUGCUAUCCCAUCGACUUGUUCCCUACACUACACCCUAAUCUAUAUGUUAACUUUAUCUUAUUUUCUUCAAUUUUCUACUCUAAACGUUGUUUAAUGCGCAUACAUUCUUCCUGAAAAUGCCUGAUAGAUAUUUCGCAUUUCGUCUCUUGUUAUCUGGUUUGUUUGAAUCGUUCCUAUACGUCCGGGGGUAUUUGAUGAGCGAAAGGAUAGGAAACGGUGCCAACCCUCUAUGCUAUGUUAGUAUUUUAGAAUCACUUUCCCUAAGUACCUAUUUCUAUAUCUUUCUACCGUUAUAAAAGCGCCUUUAGCUUCGCUAUUACAUUCUUUAUUGUGCCAAAUAUUUAAAAAAAUUACACCAAAUAUGAUGCAACGCUAUAACGGUUGCGAAUUUGUUACUGAAACAGGAACUAGGAUUAGGUAGUACGAGCUGUGGAGCAGUGGAGAUUGAGAUUGGGGUUCUGUUUUUGAGCUUUUAGCAUUAGUGCGGACAGGAAGCAUAACCCUGUGCAGGCUUGCGUUUGGUUUUGCAUAACGAGCAUGAGUAGAUAUCGCGGGACGAAGAAAACUGUGUGUGAGGAAGGCGGAAAACAGAUUUAUAUUUUUACGUUGUAAGUUAGCUAUGAUGUUGCGUUUUUUUUAUCUACCUAGUCAUUUUGUUCGCUUAACGGCGAGAUCAAACUAUCAAGAACGGUAACCAUGGGAUACGGGCGAACGAACAAAUGCCAACGUGCCAACAACACCCCAAAAACUCAUUACGAAAUAGAGAUCGAACGGAGAUGUGUUUUAAAUAA